UCAAACCUCAUUGAUGGCAAGAACGGCGCUGUCGUCACUACGCCUAUAGUCACUACGCCUAUAGUCUUGAGCCCUCUAGUACAGGCGGGGCUGAUCAGACAAGGUUUCGACCCGGAAAUCUUCACCACACCGAACGUUGACUAG
Messenger RNA from Trichoderma gamsii, 144 nucleotides. RefSeq lists its product as hypothetical. The record is from RefSeq and is a predicted model, not a curated record. The transcript has a single exon. The annotation marks the transcript as partial. Lineage: Eukaryota; Fungi; Ascomycota; Sordariomycetes; Hypocreales; Hypocreaceae.